This is a messenger RNA of Sardina pilchardus (European sardine), 1098 nucleotides long. RefSeq lists its product as uncharacterized. The transcript is spliced from 7 exons. NCBI's taxonomy places the organism in Eukaryota, Metazoa, Chordata, Actinopteri, Clupeiformes, Clupeidae. Gene Ontology annotation, cellular component: plasma membrane. Bases 1 to 1098 code for a protein of 365 amino acids. The record is from RefSeq and is a predicted model, not a curated record.
AUGUCUCGCCGCUCUCGCUCGCUCGUGUCCCUCUCGCUGACGUCCCUGGCCCUGGCGCUGUCGGUGUUGGCCUUCUCGACAUCCUACUGGUGUGAAGGGACGCACAAGGUGGUCAAGCCUCCGUGCCUGUCUCCCGUCAAGAUGAAGAACUGCGGACAGAACAACAGCCAACCCUACACCACUGGUAAGAAGAUCACGGGCAGACCUGGUACACUAAUGGCCAACGCGGUGCACUACAUCUGGGAGACGGGCGAGGACAAGUACAUGCUGCGCUACUUCCACACCGGCUUCUGGCUCUCCUGCGAGAAACACAACCAAGGGGAGGUCUGCCGGAGCUUCAUUGAGCUGACACCAGGAGAGACACAAGGUGUGUUGUGGCUCUCUAUGAUCUCGGAGUUUACGUACAUCGGUCUGCUGGCUCUGGGCUUCCUGAUGAUGUGGAUGGAGGUCUGCUGUCUCUGCCUCAGUAAGGAGAUGUACGCCCUGAAGAUCAACGCCUUCGCAGCCAUGUGCACCGUCCUGUCAGGUUUGAUGGGUAUGGUGGCCCAUAUGAUGUACACUACCGUGUUCCAGAUGACCGUGAGCAUGGGGCCUAAAGACUGGCGGCCACAGGAGUGGGACUACGGCUGGUCUUUUGCCAUGGCCUGGCUCUCCUUCAGCUGCUGCAUGGCGGCGGCCGUCGCCACGCUCAACUCCUACACCAAGACCUUGAUCGAGAUCCGCCACCGCCAGCGCAUCCAAUUGGAGGAGGCCCGCGCCGCGAGCCACGCCCCCUCCUACGACGAGGUCAUCACCGAAACCGACGGUUGCCACGGCGACGGCGGCGGCAGCAUUUACUCGGUCAACCGCCUGCUGCACCAGGCGCAGCAGAGCACGCUGAUCGAGAACAUCUGGCACCCGCACGGCACGCUGGUGAUGGGACCGGGGGGCCACCACGUGUCCGGCGGGGGGAUGGUGAUGGUCGGGGGGUGCGGGACGGAGGGGUGCGAGGACUGCGAGAGGGAGAUGGACGAGAUGGAGGACGCGCAGGAGGAGGAGUACGACGAGGACGACAACUACGACGAAGAAUUAGGAGAGAGGGAAGAUGAUCUCUGCUGA